Messenger RNA from Xiphophorus maculatus (southern platyfish), 1464 nucleotides. RefSeq names its product mucin-5AC-like. The transcript has a single exon. NCBI's taxonomy places the organism in Eukaryota, Metazoa, Chordata, Actinopteri, Cyprinodontiformes, Poeciliidae. The record is from RefSeq and is a predicted model, not a curated record. The annotation marks the transcript as partial.
GCAGCUACAACCACAACCACAGCUGCUGCAACAACAACAGCUUCUCCAACAACAACAGCUGCUCCAACCACAACAACAGUUCCUUCAACCACAACAGCUGCACCAACCACAACCACAGCAGCUCCAACCACAGGCGCUCCAACCACAACCACAGCUGCUCCAACCACAACAUCAAUUCCUUCAACCACAACAUCAAUUCCUUCAACCACAACAGCUGCACCAACCACAACCACAGCAGCUCCAACCACAGGUGCUCCAACCACAACCACAGCUGCUCCAACCACAACAUCAAUUCCUUCAACCACAACAACAAUUCCUUCAACCACAACAGCUGCACUAUCCACAUCCACAGCAGCUCCAACCACAACCACAGCGGCUGCCACCACAACACUUGCUCCAACCACAACCACAGCAGCUCCAACCACAACAACAGUAGCUCCGACGACAACAACAGUUGCUCCAACCACAACCACAGUUGCUCCAACCACAACAACAAUUCCUUCAACCACAACAGUUGCACCAACCACAACCACAGCUGCUGCAACCACAACAACAAUUCCAUCAACCACAACAGCAGCGCCAACCACAACCACAGCUGCUCCACCCACAACAACAAUUCAUUCAACCACAACAGUUGCACCAACCACAACCACAGCAGCUCCAACCACAACAACAGAAGCUCUAACCACAACUACAGUAGCUCCAACCACAACAACAGAGACACCAACCACAACAACAGCAGCUCUAACCACAACCACAGCGACUGCAACCACAACACUUGCUCCAACCACAACCACAGCAGCUCCAACCACAACAACAGUAGCUCCGACGACAACAACAGAUGCUCCAACCACAACAACAAUUCCUUCAACCACAACAGCUGCACUAACCACAACCACAGCUGCUCCAACCAAAACAACAAUUCCUUCAACCACAACAGCUGCACCAACCACAACCACAGCAGCUCCAACCACAACAACAGAAGCUCUAACCACAACUACAGUAGCUCCAACCACAACAACAGAGACACCAACCACAACAACAGCAGCUCCAACCACAACCACAGCGGCUGCAACCACAACACUUGCUCCAACCACAACCACAGCAGCUCCAACCACAACAACAGUAGCUCCGACGACAACAACAGUUGCUCCAACCACAACCACAGUUGCUCCAACCACAACAACAAUUGCUUCAACCACAACAGCUGCACUAACCACAACCACAGCAGCUCCAACCACAACCACAGCUGCUCCAACCAAAACAACAAUUCCUUCAACCACAACAGCUGCACCAACCACAACCACAGCAGCUCCAACCACAACAACAGAAGCUCUAACCACAACUACAGUAGCUCCAACCACAACAACAGAGACACGAACCACAGGUGCUCCAACCACAACCACAGCAGCUCCAACCACAACAUCAAUUCCUUCAACCACAACAGCUGCACUAACCACAACC